CCCGACUCCCCUUCGGAAGGGGGGCGUGGAGGUAACCGGGAUCAACCAGGGGCCAGCAUGAGCCAGAGGGAGGGAAGUCUGGAAGACCCCCAAGCUGACUCCUCAAUCUCACCCCUUCCUCACUUGGAGGCCAAGAUCCAUCAGACACACAGCCUUGCCCGCCUCCUCACAAAAUAUGCUGAGCAGCUGCUCCAGGAAUAUGUGCAGCACCAAGGAGACCCCUUCGGGCUCCCCGGCUUCUCGCCUCCAUGGCUGCCGGUGGCAGGCCUGAGCGCCCCGGCCCCGGGCCAUGCGGCCUCGACCGCCGCGGGCGUCUUCCCAGCCAAGGUGCUGGGGCUCCGCGUGUGCGGCCUCUACCGCGAGUGGGUGAGCCGCACAGAGGCAGACCUGAGCCAGCUGGUGCCUGGGGGCCCGGCCUGAGCAUAGGCGCGGCCUGAGGCUCUCUGUCACCUCCUCUUCGUCUUUCUCCAUCUCUGUCAGUGUUUGUGCUCGGAAUGUCUCCAUCGUCUCUAUUUUCUUUACACGCCCUCAGUCUCUCCUUCGGGAACCUUCUUGUCUCUGUAUGUGACAUUCCAUGUCCAUAAUAUUCUUUCUUGCUUUCCCCCUCUUUUCUCCAUCGCUAGGGCCGGUCCGUCUCUCAUGGUCUCCCCCUUUACCUGUCUCUUGGGAUCACUUCGUCUCUCUUUUCACUCUCUCUUAUCUCCUCUUGGCCCCUUGUGAGCAUGUGUACAUCUCAGUCUCAUCUCACUGAGGGGACACCUUGUCACUCUGUUUCCCUCUGUCUCUCCCUCCCUCUGUCCUUUCAUCCUGGCCUUGCUGUGGGAGGGCUACUCCGGAUUUCAGCCACCUUCCCCCAGAGUCACUCCACCUGCUGCUCUCUCCCUUCCCCAUCUCAUCCCUUGGGCCCCCUUUCCCUUUGAUAUUCUUUCCCUCCCCUCACUUCCCUCCACCCUAUCCUUGCACCCCACCCCACCCCACCCCACCCCCGAGCCAGGUCUGUGGGGAGAAACAAUUGACACCUUA
This is a messenger RNA of Pteropus alecto (black flying fox), 1023 nucleotides long. RefSeq names its product cardiotrophin 1 (gene CTF1). NCBI's taxonomy places the organism in Eukaryota, Metazoa, Chordata, Mammalia, Chiroptera, Pteropodidae. The record is from RefSeq and is a predicted model, not a curated record. The transcript is spliced from 4 exons. The coding region runs from base 58 to 420 and encodes 120 amino acids.